Molecule: messenger RNA, 1380 nt
Organism: Humulus lupulus (European hop)
Lineage: Eukaryota; Viridiplantae; Streptophyta; Magnoliopsida; Rosales; Cannabaceae
Exons: 3
Coding region: 1-1380 (459 amino acids)
Source: RefSeq, a predicted model, not a curated record
AUGGUUCUAAUUCCUAAGAAGCCUUCCCCUACCACCAUGGGAGACCUUAGACCGAUUUCUCUAUGCAACAUUAUUUAUAAGAUUAUGUCAAAAACUCUUGCUAACUGCCUGAAGGAGGUUUUGGAGCAUUGUAUUUCAGGUAACCAAAGUACUUUUCUCCUUGUGCGUUUAAUUUCGUACAAUAUUAUGGUUUCUUUUGAGAUUCUCCAUUAUCUUAAAAGGAAAUCUAAAGGCAAGACAUGGAUUAUGGAUUUCAAGCUUGAUAUGAGCAAGUCCUAUGAUAAGGUGGAGUUGUGCUACUUAGAGGCCAUAAUGACCAAGAUGGUUUUCCAUAGAAGAUUGGUUCAGUUGAUUAUAACCUGUGUUUCAACAGUGACUUACAAGGUGGCUUCUAGUGGUCGAUUGAUAGGGCCUUUUACACCUACUUGUGGUAUCCUCCAAGGUGACAUGCUUUCCCCCCACUUGUUCCUUUUAUGUGGAGAAGGAUUCUAUUCUUUACUUCGUCACUUUGAGCAUAAGGGUUGGCUCCAUGGAUGUAAGGUUGCUAGUGGUGCUCCUUUGGUGUCCCAUAUGUUGUUUGCCGAUGAUAGUUAUCUUUAUUGCCGGGUUUUAGUUGAGGAGGCUAGAAAUGUUCAGCUCUUAUUGAGAAAUUUUGAGCAAGCUUCCGAGCAAAAAGUUAAUAUGGCCAAGUCCUAUAUCUUUUUUAGUACUAACACUUCUCAGACUAUUCGUGAGAGUCUGUGUGAGCUGAUGAGUAUGAAUAACACUACUCCCCACACUCUUUAUUUAGGGCUCCCUAGUUUGGUUGGAAGAAACAAGAACACUAUUUUGGGAUUUCUUAAAGUUAAAUUUAGGAAAAGAGUUCAGAAUUGGGAUGGGAAACUUCUUUCUCGAGCUAGUGAGGAAGUUUUCCUUAAAUCCAUAGCUCAAUCUCUGCCUUCCUAUGCUAUGAGUUUUUUCCUUCUUCCUUUGGGCCUUUGUUCAGAUUUGGAGAGACUUAUGUGCUGUUUUUGGUGGAAAGCUUCUACUAGUACUGGUCGGGAUCGUAAUGAGCUGGUGUGGAAAGGAGUUUGUAUUGAAGAGCAACAUGUAUAUGUAGCUACUGUUAAUCAUCUUAAUCAGUGGAAUAUAGCUCAUAAGAAUGACACGAAGGUUGACAAAGCCCCAACCCCAAAUUUGGGGAGUAUUGAGCACUGGACUAGACCCAUGACUAACAUGAUUAGGAUUAAUGUGGAUGCUACCAUUUUUCCUGAUAUUGAUUCUUUUGGCAUUGCUCACUGCUUAGCUAGGAGUGCUGAUUCUUAUACAAGGUGUGUAUAUAAAGACUCUGAUAUUCCUGUUGUUUUGUAUUCUUUGGUGCUGGCUGAUUUAGCCGUUUAA